UGACCCGAAACUCAAAGUCACCAACUUGGAUAGCUCCAUCGCACCUGUUUUAUCAGUUUUUGGCCGGAGAAACUCUUAAUUUCUGUUGCAUUUUCUUUCUCGAUCUGAAAAAAUAAAUCUAAACUAACUAACUAGCUAAUGGCAUCACCGUUGAUUGAAUUUACCGUCGUCUUCUUCAUUUUUCACCUCCACGUCAUCACCGCCACUGCCGCACACAGCGUCUCUACCGACUCCCCCUCCUCCGCCGCAACAGUACUCGUAUCCGGUGGCAAGCCUGCAAUGGUGCUACCUCUGUUUCUCUCUCGUCCAAAUUUAACCAAAACGACGUCGGAUUCUUUGAUGCUACGUCGUCUUCAAGGAUCUAAAACCAAAAAACUUCCUAAUGCUCGUAUGAGACUGUACGAUGAUCUCCUUCUCAACGGGUAUUAUACUACGAGGCUAUGGAUCGGAACGCCGCCGCAGGAAUUUGCGCUCAUUGUAGAUACGGGAAGUACUGUUACUUAUGUUCCUUGCGCUACUUGUGAGCAGUGUGGUACUCAUCAGGAUCCAAAGUUUCAACCAGAUUUGUCCAGCACCUAUCAAGCUGUAAAAUGUAAUAUUGAUUGCACCUGUGACGAUGAAAAAGAACAGUGCGUUUAUGAGAGACGGUAUGCUGAAUUGAGUACUAGUAGUGGUGUUAUUGGUGAGGAUAUUAUAUCAUUCGGCAAUCAGAGCGAACUUGUGCCUCAACGUGCUGUUUUUGGGUGUGAAAAUGUGGAAACUGGUGAUCUUUAUAGUCAACGUGCUGAUGGAAUAAUAGGAUUGGGCCGUGGUGAUCUCAGCAUUGUUGAUCAACUUGUUGACAAACAUGUGAUUAGUGACUCCUUCUCACUGUGCUAUGGUGGAAUGGAUAUAGGCGGAGGUGCUAUGAUUCUUGGGGGUAUUUCUUCCAUUUCAGGCAUGGUCUUUGCUGAAUCAGAUCCCAUGCGCAGUCAAUACUAUAACAUUGAUUUAAAGGCGAUAAAUGUUGCUGGGAAGAAAUUGCCUCUAAACCCUACAAUCUUUGAUGGAAGAUCUGGCACUGUAUUGGAUAGUGGUACAACGUACGCUUACCUACCAGAAGCUGCAUUUAUAGCCUUUAAGGAUGCUCUGAUGAAGGAACUUAAUUCCUUAAAGCAAAUUCAUGGUCCUGAUCCAAAUUAUAAUGAUAUUUGCUUCUCCGGUGCAGAAAGUGAUGUCUCUCAACUUUCAAAAACAUUUCCAACAGUUGACUUGGUAUUCGGCAAUGGGCAAAAGUUUUCAUUAUCACCAGAAAAUUACUUAUUCCGACAUUCAAAAGUGCACGGUGCAUACUGUUUGGGGGUAUUUCAAAAUGGGCAUGAUCCAACUACGCUUCUUGGAGGAAUUGUUGUUCGCAAUACCCUCGUUAUGUAUGAUCGUGAGAAUUCAAAGAUGGGUUUCUGGAAGACAAAUUGUUCUGAGCUAUGGGAAAGACAUCACAUAGCUGAUGCUCCAUCACCAUUGCCUUCAGCUUUAAAUAGAACGGACUUGAUCGCCCCACCAACAUUGUCUCCCAGCGGUUCUGGGCAUUAUGAUCUUCCAGAUGAAUAUCAAAUUGGACAAAUAACGUUUGAAAUAUUAGUGAAUGCGAACAGCUCAGCUUUGAAGCUUCACAGUGCAGAACUUGUGAAAUUUAUCAGUCAGGAGUUGGGUGCUAAUAUAUCACAGGUCCGUUCAUUGACACUUGCUUCUAGAGGAAAUGGUUCACUCGUUGGAUGGACCAUAGUCCCUUCAGGAUCUGCCAAUUAUAUUUCUACUGCAGCUGCUCUGAGCAUGAUAUCCCGGGUUGCUGAACGGCAAAUGCAGCUGCCUGAUACCUCUGGAAAUUAUCAGUUCGUUAGCUGGAAAAUUAAGCCUCCAGUAAAUCGGAAUUGGUGGCAGCAACAUUUUUUAUUAGUUGUUUUAGCUAUUAUUGUUAUGGUGGUGAUUAUUGGAUUAUCAGCUGUUGCAAUUUGGCUUAUCCGGAGAUGGAAUAAAUCGUCAGCAAACGCAUAUAAACCCGUAAAUGCAGAAACUCCUGAGCAAGAACUUCAACCAUUAUAAACUUUGAAAAAUUAUAGGUACGGGUACUUUUCCGUAAGUAUACAAGGCUAUCAUUUUUUUGAUCGAGAAUAAUGUAAAUUUUGGGAGUGAAGCUAUUGAAUCUGCCAAUUCUUUUUAACAGAAAUUAUUUAGCAGUAUAUUCAUUAAAUAGGAAUGUAUAGGAAGACCAUUUCACAGAACACAUUAUAGUUGUAGCAUGCAUUUAAAUCAAAAGUUUUAUCAACAAAAUAAUACUUGAAAUAUAUUAUUUUCUUGA
Molecule: messenger RNA, 2338 nt
Organism: Mercurialis annua (annual mercury)
Lineage: Eukaryota; Viridiplantae; Streptophyta; Magnoliopsida; Malpighiales; Euphorbiaceae
Product: aspartic proteinase 36-like
Exons: 12
Coding region: 139-2082 (647 amino acids)
Biological process (GO): proteolysis
Molecular function (GO): aspartic-type endopeptidase activity
Source: RefSeq, a predicted model, not a curated record